GUGUAUUCAUCGGUAACAAUGAAGUUUCUGUUGAUUACUUGUCUAUUCUACGCCUUCAUAUACCUUGGGAUACCUGUCGCAGAAGGUGAAGCUCCAAAAGUGAGAAAGAAUGCAACACACACAUUCACAGACUGGAGUGGAUGGCAAACAGUAAAGGAGUACAAUGUUUCAGAAUCUGGAGGAAAAAGAGAGAAGAAGUUUGCAUUCACUCUACCACCAGGAGACGGAUGGGAAGUUAUGACAGAGUUCAAAACAGAUGAAAUUGUUAUACCACGUAGUUAUAAGGCCCCUAAACGUCCUGCUAAAAAGGCUCAGAAGCCCAAACCGAAAUCACGUGGUUCAGAAGUUGAUGAAGACAAAUCUAAAGCAGAAGUUCAUGUGGUUAGAAGAAUCAGAGUGAAAAAGAAUAAACCACAAGGUAAACCAGAGGAACCAAAGGAGGAGGCACCAAAAAAGAAAAAAGCACAAAAGGAACCUCCAGCGGACGAGGAUGGUGAAGAAGGUGGUGAUUGGGAAACUGUACAAGAAUCUGAAAGACAAAUGCGUAUUGGAAGAAGGAAGAAAGGUGGUUAA
Messenger RNA from Trichobilharzia szidati, 573 nucleotides. NCBI's taxonomy places the organism in Eukaryota, Metazoa, Platyhelminthes, Trematoda, Strigeidida, Schistosomatidae. The record is from the annotation of a GenBank genome assembly.